UGGCGCAUGCGCACUUCAACCCUUGACGGGACAACGGUAACAACACCGUGACAAGUAUAAAACUUUAUUUCUGAAUGAAAGUGCGGCACACGACCCCGAGGAUUAGUGACAUUUUACAGGCGUCUGCACGGCAUUCUGCUUUGGAAAUACGUGAUUAAAGAAGUUUUGUUGCCCCAGGAGGAGGAUUAUGGUCGCUGGAGGACUCGAAUAACUGUGUGUGUGUGUGUGUGUGUGUGUAUGUAUCACUGUUUGUGUGUUGUGUACAGGACGGAGUGAACCAACAUCACACCGACACACUUGAGUGUCACCAUGUGGUGGUUUCAGCAGGGUCUGUGCUUCCUGCCCGCAGCGCUGGUCGUCUGGACAGCGGCGUCCUUCAUCUUUGCUUACAUCACAGCGGUGGUGCUGAAACAUGUGGAUCCUCUUGUGCCCUACAUCAGCGACACAGGAACAGUGGCACCAGAGAGGUGUGUGUUUGGCAUCAUGCUGGAUGUGUCAGCCUUUUUAGGUUUGGCCACGGUGUACGUGCGUUACAAACAGGUGGAGGCUCUGACGGGUGAGGACGAGCUCAGACUCAGCAGACUGAACCGCUUCGGGCUGCUGCUCGGUUUCAUCAGCUGCUUUGGGAUGUGCGUGGUCGCCAACUUCCAGAAGACCACGCUGUUCUCCAUGCACCUGGUGGGGGCGGUGCUGACCUUCGGGAUUGGGGCUCUCUACAUCCUGGUCGAGACGCUGAUCUCACUCAAAAUGCAACCUCACAUCCACAGCAAGUCCAUCUACCUGGUUCGCCUCGGCAUCGGGGUCUGGACCAUGUGCAGCAUCAUCAGCAUGUUCGUAUCAUCUGUCAUCAUGUACAGCAGUUUGCGGGGAGUGGACGUACCUCACAAACUGCACUGGACUCCUGGAGAGCCGGGCUACACGGCUCAUAUUAUCAGCACCCUGUCUGAGUGGUCUCUGGCCUUUUCCUUCAUCAGCUUCUUCCUCACCUACAUCAGAGAUUUUCAGAAAAUUACCUUGCGUGCUGAAGUGAAUUUGCAGAGUAGCCACCUGUACGACUGGGCGCAUGGUGGCGUUGCAGCAUCACAUCACCACAAGCGUGAAGCCUCCGAGUCGUCUCCACUGCUGGCAGGAGGAACAUGACCAGCAGCAGAACAUCCUGCAAGAACUGUUUAACACUGAGUUUUCUUAUCAUGUUUAAAGGGUUUUUAUGAGGACUUUCUUAAAGCUGGUGGGGAGGCUCUUAAAGGGUCAGUACAGCCAAACUUAUUCUCACAGAAAUAUCAAAACCUACACAAAUAAAACCAAAACUAUCUGACUGCAGAUAUUAUAUGAGGGGAAAGAUGGAGAUGUUGUAUUGUUUUUUUGUGAUAUGGAUGAACUGACCCUUUAAACCCAAAUAUGAUGCGUGGCACUUUUCCCUCAAACUGCUUCAGUGACUUAAGCGCUGCACUUUAUAUCAUUUAUACUCAAUUUAAAGAUUUUUAAAAUGCUUCCCUGUUUUUACUUCCAGUUCUAAAUUAUAUCUGCUCUUCCGUUAUGUCACAUGGUAGAAAUUACAUUUUAUAUAUUUAUAUAUAUAAAAAUUUUGAUUGCAGGGAGAUUAUUAAACUGAGUGCUGAGUCUCUAGUCAAUGGAUUGUUUAAUAUUUUCAUUUUUUCUGACACCCGUUAUCAGUCUGUGCUUUGAUUUAGCUGCAUUACCUCUUUUUGGUGUUAGGGUUAGCAGUAAAUACUGCUGAAAAAUUUCCCGUUUUUACUGUGAUAGCCAGGUGGAUAUUUCUGAAACUUUGCACUGUUUACUAUAAACUUUGCUCUCCUGUAGGUGGCGCUGGUCAGCGGGUGUAGAACUAGUCUGACCAAAGCUGAACAGCGCCCCCUGCUAGAGAAUCAGCAGCCUGAUAAAUAUCAUUGUAUUAACAGGUGCUGUAUUGUGCCACUAUUGUAAUUAUAUAUUUUUACAGUGUUCAAUUAAUAUAAAGGUAUUCUAAAUUUAUUCAGGCUGUAUUUAAAGAAUAUAUAAAUAAUCUCAAAUUAAAAAAAUUAAAUAGCAUUUAAUUUGCCAAUUAAUCAUUCUGUUCCUUUAUUCUGGAUUAAUGAGUGAGUAACUGAAUUUUAAAACAACUGACAACAGCUUUUAAUUACACUUUAGUUAAUUAACUAGUUUCUUACAUCCACCUUUAUAGGUCAGCAGUCAACAUCGUCACUGCCUGUGCUGACACAUUACUGUAGUUUUAAAUUAAAAACUGUUUCUGUUUAAUGUGUUGAAUGUUAAGAGGUGUAAGCAUCCACAGUACAAACACAGAGAGGCAGCAGAGUUCUGAUUGGUCAGUCUCCUGUCAACACACGUCAGCUGGCCAAUCAGAGCUGCUGCUGCUGUUUGGGUUGAACUACAUGGAAUUUCAGGUGGCACAGUGUUGACAUUUGUUUUACAAAUAAAGGGAACGGUCUCUA
Molecule: messenger RNA, 2450 nt
Organism: Chelmon rostratus (copperband butterflyfish)
Lineage: Eukaryota; Metazoa; Chordata; Actinopteri; Chaetodontiformes; Chaetodontidae
Product: DNA damage-regulated autophagy modulator protein 2-like
Exons: 8
Coding region: 310-1140 (276 amino acids)
Biological process (GO): photoreceptor cell maintenance; regulation of autophagy
Cellular component (GO): lysosome
Source: RefSeq, a predicted model, not a curated record